AUGCGUUCUAACGAGUCGUUGUUUAGCCUUCACACGGGGAACCCGAGUUUCACAACGGAACAAUUGAACUGGAUGUCGAAAUCGGACGAGUAUUAUUUCUAUAACGAUUCACCACUUUGCAGUCCGUUGCCACCGAGCACUCCGUGGAACAAGAUGUCAGCAGCUGAAUUUGCUAGUCAAGCGCUGAAACUACCGGACAAAGUGGUGACUCAAACAAGCUCUGCCACGGAGAUACAGAAGCAGAAGCAACCAACACAACGAGGCAUAAAGAAUAUUGGGUUCAUAAGGUCAAUGUUCAUAAAGAAUUCUCUUUCCCAUCCCGUGUGCGAUGUUCAUCAAGAGCUACCAGAUGCAAGGGUUAAAUCUUUUGCCUUCCCUAUAUUGAUAGGAGAUGCAAGUGAAAACGGAUCUCCGCUUCAGAGUACAGAGAAACAAAGCCAACAAGAGUGCUCCACCGGUCCACCCCUAGAACUCCCGAGACACUUUAGAAACAGCUAA
Hibiscus syriacus is the source of this 498-nucleotide messenger RNA. RefSeq lists its product as uncharacterized. The record is from RefSeq and is a predicted model, not a curated record. The transcript is spliced from 3 exons. Lineage: Eukaryota; Viridiplantae; Streptophyta; Magnoliopsida; Malvales; Malvaceae. Bases 1 to 498 code for a protein of 165 amino acids.